GAGCGAGGGCGCGGUGGAGCGCGCGGCCUCUGAGGGGAUGGGGACCCGCGCGAGCGUGGGGGAGGCGGCGCGAGAGCGGAAAGGAACGAUGCCGGGCCCAGGUGAGGAGGCGCCCGGCGCCGGGGGGGAGCUGAGCCGCUCGCAGGUGUGCGGGAUGCUCCGGCAGGAGCUGAGCCGGGACGGAGCCUUCCUGCAAGGCCAUCCCCAUGUCCUCGUCAUCCUCGGCGCCUCCGGCGACCUGGCCAGGAAGAAGAUCUACCCCACGAUCUGGUGGCUGUUCCGGGACGGGCUCCUCCCCGAUGCCACGCGCGUUGUUGGCUUCGCCCGCUCACCCCUCAGCGUGGAGCUCAUCCGGGAGCAGACCCUUCCUUACCUCAAGGUGACCCCUGAGGAUGGGCCCCGCCUGGCCACGUUCCUGUCCCUGCAGAGCUUCGUGCGGGGUCAGUAUGGGGAUGAGGCCUCGUUCCGUGCGCUGGAUGCUCACCUGCGGGGGCUGCCUGGGGGUGACCGCGCCCACCGGCUCUUCUACCUGGCCCUGCCCCCCAGCGUGUACACACCUGUGACACAGCACUUGAGGGCUCUGUGCAUGGGACAGGGGUGGAACCGUGUGAUUGUGGAGAAGCCAUUCGGGCGGGACCUGGGCUCAUCGGAGGAGCUGUCAGCGCACCUGAGCGCACUGUUCCGCGAAGAGCAAAUCUACCGCAUGGACCACUACCUGGGCAAGGAGAUGGUGCAGAGCCUCAUGGUGCUGCGGUUUGGCAACCGCAUCUUCGGGCCCAUCUGGAACCGCGACAACGUUGCCUGUGUGGUACUCACUUUCAAGGAGCCCUUUGGCACUGAGGGCCGUGGCGGCUACUUUGAUGACUUUGGCAUCAUCCGGGACGUGAUGCAGAACCACCUUCUGCAGCUGCUCUGCCUCGUGGCCAUGGAGAAGCCAGCGUCCACCAACCCCGACGACGUCCGCGAUGAGAAGGUGAAGGUGCUCAAAUGUAUCAGCCCAGUGGAGCUGCAGGACGUGGUGCUGGGCCAGUACGUGGGCAACCCCGAGGGCCCCCCCGAGGCACAGAAGGGGUACCUGGACGACCCCACGGUGCCCCCCGGCUCCACCACACCCACCUUUGCCACUGCUGUGCUGCGUGUGGCCAAUGAGCGCUGGGACGGUGUCCCGUUUGUGCUGCGCUGUGGGAAGGCGCUGAACGAGCGCAAGGCCGAGGUGCGGCUGCAGUUCCGGGAGGUGCCUGGGGACAUCUUUGCGCGGCAGUGCAAGCGCAACGAGCUGGUGGUGCGGGUGCAGCCGCGUGAGGCUGUCUACGCCAAACUCAACACCAAGAAACCGGGCAUGUUCCUACGACCGGAGGAGUCUGAGCUCGACCUCACCUACGGCAGCCGCUACAAGGAUGUGAAGCUGCCGGAUGCCUAUGAGCGGCUGCUGUUGGACGUCAUCUGCGGGAACCAAAUGCACUUUGUGCGCAGUGAUGAGCUGCGUGAGGCCUGGCGCAUCUUCACCCCCCUCCUGCACCAGAUUGAGCAGCGCCGCGAGCCCCCCAUCCCCUACCCCUAUGGCAGCCGGGGCCCCCCCGAGGCGGACGAACUCCUGCGGCGGGCGGGGUUCCUGUACGAGGGCACCUAUCGGCUGGGAAGAGUGGAGCUCUCCUGUCCCUGAGGUCACACACACUAAGCCAGCGCAAAGCUUCCACAGAUUUGGGAAAAGCCUGGCUCCUAGGGGACGCGUCACUGCUGAGAGCUGCAAGGAAAGCGAUGCAGAGGAGCCCUGCGGAAGCCUGAACAGCAGAGGUACCUGGCAGCCUCCGAGUAUCUGUGUAGGCACCGAAAGCAAGUGGCUUGGCGCAGGUGAUUGCAGAAGUGAGAGGGGUUCUGAAUGAUGCUCCUUGGGGAGAGAAGAGAGAUGGACAAGGUUAGACUUGGAUUUCUUACUUCAUUAAAGCUCCUAAGAAUCAAGCGGUGACUGAGGCAGACGCCGUAUGCACUUCUGCUCUACAACUCAGCGCUACAUCUCAAAUGCCAGGUGAACUGUCUCUCUGCCUCCAUCUCCCUCUCUCUCCAGCUGUGAUCAAUGAAGAAAAUAUUACUGAAAAUAUUACUAAAAAUGUUACUUAAAGGUUCAUUUCAUCAUGGUUUUAUCCUCAAUGAAAUUUCAUUAGGGGUUUGUGUAUUACUCUAGAAAAAAUAUUCCACGGGUAAUAUUCUCACUUGCCUUGAGCAUGUAGGUAACAAAACCCAAAGUGCUACAGCACAAGUUCUUGAUAACCCCCAGCUCCCCAGACAAGAGCAGCAGGUGUCUGGUUCAUCUCCCUGGAAGCACUGUGCAUCUGGAAUGUAUCAGAAGGUGAGCCUGAGAUAUUUUGAAAUACUCUCUGUACAAGGCAUAGGUGUGCAACGUGGGUGAACCUUGGGCUGCGUUUCAGACCCUUCAACAGAUGCAAUUAGUCCAGUCCAAACACCAGUGCCACAUGUAAGGUGUGUUUUCUUGAUUCCUCUUUUCUCACUAUUAGACUGGCUUUUCCUGCACAGCAUUUAUUCCUAGUCUUUGUUUCCUUUUGGAUUUCAGUCUUAGCAGCGAAUCCGAUCCAUAUUUCCUCUUACCUGUGUGAAUGAUGCAGAGCAAGACCAGGCUGCUCCAGUUUUAAGUAGCAGACGACGAGCUUUGACUCGAUCCAACUGGCAAGCCUGGAAAUAUCAUCUGGGGAGGAUUUCAAGGGAUCCUCUAUAGCAAAGCCUUUACUGCAAAGCUGCACAUGAAACAAAACCACAAUUUCCAAAUAUUAGAAUACACCGUUUGCUCGGUGGAAAUACUUUUUAUGACUGAUCAGCGGAGAAAACGGAAGUCUAACAAACUCUGGCUUUAACUACAGUCAGCAUUACAAAAAUCAGUACAGAGGACAGAAGGGUCUUCCAGGGAUGCUAUGGGUUUUUUGUUUCUGAGGAGAGCUGGAUUUAGAGACUGCUGAGGAGCGCCAGCCCUACAAUUCAGUCCCAAUCGCUUUGUCUGCAAUCCCAGGGAUUAAUCCCUUCAUCCAUUUUCCUGGUAUGUGCAUUCACCAGCUUUUCCUCUUAAGAGGAAAUAAAGUCUUUCUUUCUUCUUAA
Parus major (Great Tit) is the source of this 3105-nucleotide messenger RNA. RefSeq names its product glucose-6-phosphate dehydrogenase (gene G6PD). Gene Ontology annotation, biological process: glucose metabolic process; pentose-phosphate shunt, oxidative branch. Gene Ontology annotation, molecular function: glucose-6-phosphate dehydrogenase activity; NADP binding. The record is from RefSeq and is a predicted model, not a curated record. NCBI's taxonomy places the organism in Eukaryota, Metazoa, Chordata, Aves, Passeriformes, Paridae. Gene Ontology annotation, cellular component: cytosol. Bases 38 to 1663 code for a protein of 541 amino acids. The transcript is spliced from 14 exons.